Messenger RNA from Malania oleifera, 2763 nucleotides. Its product is annotated as pentatricopeptide repeat-containing protein At1g20300, mitochondrial. The transcript is spliced from 2 exons. The record is from RefSeq and is a predicted model, not a curated record. Gene Ontology annotation, molecular function: protein binding. The coding region runs from base 915 to 2564 and encodes 549 amino acids. Lineage: Eukaryota; Viridiplantae; Streptophyta; Magnoliopsida; Santalales; Ximeniaceae.
GAAGCUCUCUCUUCGACUUCGACUUCGACUUCUCAUUCACCUUCACUUUCACCUUCACCUUCUCCCACAGCUCCAACUCCGAAGCUCCCCUUCAGCUUUUCGCCUUCUUCUUCCCAUUUCGCGCAGUUGCGCAACGCAUACUUAGCACCGCCGCACGGUGCACAAUUCCGGCACUGCCAGGUUUACCUCCCUCUUCCACGCGCACCCUCCCUCAGCGACCUAGCUCCUAAGCAGCCACACCAGCGUGCGAUUAAGCCUCCCACGGCCUCCCCACUCCCCAAACCAGCUGUGGCAGCCUCGAAAAAUUGCUCACUUACUGAUGCAUUGAAGAUUUGGAAAAUGUUUGGCAUCUAAAUGUAUUUUGAGAUUCUCUGCCUGUCGUUGCUGCUGCCCCGAUUGUUCUCUAGUGCAAGAAAAUUCUGUUCGUCUCUGUCACUACCACCAUCGUCCAAUUCAAUAAAAGGACCAAGCAUUUAACAAACAAAAAACAUCUAAAUUUAAACCAUUUUAUUGCAGCAAUGUGUCAAAUGUCUAGCAGAGGUAGUGAUCUUAAAUCUCAAAUCAUCUCUCUCGGCCACGUGUAGGCAUAAAACAGCAACAGGCACAUGUAUGGUGUGUCCCCAGUCCUCUGUCGUCCUUCCAAGUUCUCCCCCUUCUGGAGCUAUGGCACCUUCUUCAAACUCCAAUAUCAAGGUCAGCUCUCUCUCUGUUUUUUUUUUAGAUUUUUCAGAAAAACUCUGUAGAUUUUCUUCCUUCUGUUUUUAUUUUUAUUUUUAUGUUUCAUUUUUUGUUGAGACUCCUCCCAUUUGCUCUUUCCUGAGAAAGUGAUUUUUUUUUUCAGCCAAUUGCACUUUCUUCCCUCUCCCUUCAGUCCACUCUUUAUUUCUGAGACAACAAGGAGAUUCUAAAGAACCAUGGCUUUAAUCAAAUUGAAGAUUCGGUUAUGGGUCUCACCUCACCUCCUUUUUUCUCUCUCUAGGUGUGACUGUAAACUCUACUCUUCAUCAUCAUCUUCUUGUUCUGCAAUUCAAGAAGCAGAUGCCCAUAUCCACAAUGAAAACGAUAAUAAAGAAACUGCUAUUGCCUUCAAAAUAUCACCUAUAGAAACCCUAAUUGCGGAGAAACUCCGCGCUCUUAUCAAAGAUCACCACCGCAAAAACCCUAACCUUAAUCCUGCACUUGAAAACCCAAACUUCACCAUUUCUGACCUCUCCCUCGAUUUUGGUCGAAUCUCUACCCCUGAUCCCAUUUCCCCUGCCAUUGUCAGCCAUGUAAUUGAGAAAUGCGGUGGGGUUCGCCAUGGAAUCCCCUUCCUCCAAACCCUAGCAUUCUUCAAUUGGGCAAUAAACUGCAAAGAUUUCCUGCACUCACCCAAACCUUACAACGAGAUGAUAGAUCUUGCUGGAAAGGUGAGGCAGUUCGAUUUGGCAUGGCAUUUGAUCAACUCAAUGAAGGUCCAGAAUUUAGAAAUCCCAAUUGAGACUUUCUCAAUUCUUGUUCGGCGUUAUGUGAGGGCCGGAUUGGCGGCAGAAGCUGUCCACACAUUUAAUCGCAUGGAAGAGUAUGGUUGCAAGCCCGAUCGUGUUGCCUUCUCUAUUCUGAUUAGUAUUUUGUGCAAGAAAAGGAGGGCUAGCGAGGCUCAGUCAUUCUUUGACAGUUUGAAGGAUCGGUUUGAGCCAGAUGUGGUCGUGUAUACUAGCUUGGUUCAUGGAUGGUGCCGAGCUGGGAAUAUUUCAGAGGCUGAGCGGGUUUUUGGGGAAAUGAAGAUGUCUGGUAUUCAGCCCAAUGUGUAUACAUACAGUAUUGUCAUUGAUGCGUUGUGUAGAAGUGGGCAGAUCACACGUGCCCACGACGUGUUUGCUGAAAUGAUCGAUGUGGGUUGUGAUCCAAAUUCUAUUACUUUCAAUAAUCUGAUGCGUGUUCAUGUUAAGGCUGGUCGGACAGAAAAGGUUUUGCAAGUGUAUAAUCAGAUGAAGAGGCUUGGAUGUGCUGCUGACACAAUAACAUACAAUUUUCUCAUAGAGAGUCAUAUCAGGGAUGAGAAUCUUGAAGAAGCCAUGCAGGUUCUUAAUUUGAUGGUUAAGAAAGGGUGUAUGCCAAAUGCACAUACUUUUAACCCAAUAUUUAGGUGCAUUUCUAAGUCACGGGAUGUAAAUGCGGCUCACCGUAUGUAUGCUAAGAUGAAAGAUUUGAAAUGCAGGCCUAACACCGUUACCUACAACAUAUUGAUGCAGAUGUUUGCAGAAAAAAAAUCAACUGACAUGGUUCUGAAGCUGAAGAAGGAAAUGGAUGGUAAUGAAACUGAGCCAAAUGUUAAUACUUAUCAGGUUUUAAUCUCGAUGUUUUGUGGGAUGGGUCACUGGAACAAUGCUUACAAACUAUUCAGGGAGAUGAUUGAAGAGAAGUGCUUAAAGCCAAGCCUGCUUAUGUAUGAAAUGGUUCUGCAGCAGCUGAGGAAGUCAGGACAGAUGAAGAAGCAUGAGGAAUUGGUAGAGAAGAUGGUGGAUAGAGGAUUUGUUAUGCGUCCUCUGGAGAAGCUUACUUUUGCUGCUCAGCUGAAUUAGUUAUUUAUAUUUUCUGCAUAAAGUUAGUAAAUGUAAACCUGCAUGAAUCAGAAUUUUGACACUGUAUCUUGCCAAAAUCUUGUGCAUCUCUGCCCUUCCCAGACACUGGUUUUGGAAAGUUUCUCGUAAACUCUAUCUUGUUCCAAUUGAUUUUAACAGUUUCCAUCUUGGUUUUAUAUAUUUAUAUAGUUUGGAAGCA